AUACUCCUCAAACUGACGAAUCGAGAAGAUGGAGGAAGGUCGGCGCCGCGAUGGCGUCGCAUUCUUCGAAUGGUCAUGCGUCGGUGGCUCAACUUCGUGACGUUGUUGGCCCUCGGAGCCCCCAGCGAAAGCUUCUCGGGGGACGUGACGGCGUACUCGGACAAGUGGGAAGGCGGAAACUGUGGAUUUAACACGAUCGCAGGCGAUGGACGGACCUUCUUUGCUGCGUUGAACGCGCCCCAGUGGGGAGAUAAGAUGGAAUGUGGCCGAUGUGUGCGGGUCCGGUGCACAAGUGCCACCUGCAUCGGUCGCCCUGCCAUCACAGUCCUCAUUACAGACCAAUGCCCCGAGUGCAAAGUGGGCGACUUGGAUUUAUCCAUUCAGAGCUUUAAGGCACUGACGGGUCGUGAUCCGGCCCGGUACAAGAUCGAAUGGGACUUUGUGGAAUGCCCCGUCGAGUUCGUCAACGGGGGCGUCGAGUUCGACGUGAAGGAUGGGUCAAAUGCGUACUGGUGGGCGCUUCAGCCGCGCAACUUUGCACAAGCCAUUCGAUCGGUGGAACUUAAGGCUCAAGGAAGGGAUUGGACAAUGUUGGCAAACCCGUCGUCAAACAACAUCGACUCGUUCUAUUUCCUCAAGAAAGACUCUGAGGGGCUCCCCCUUGGACCGUGCCAGAUUCGGACGACGUCGACGAUGGGAGAAGCGCUCGUUGAGUCGUUCGAUCACUUACCUACCAGCGGCACCCUCUACGGCGCGAGCCAGUUCUCGAGGGUUUCAGCCCCCCUGGCGACCCUGCCUCCUGAAUCGCCCAACCCAACGUCCAAUCAACUUCCGAAAUCUCCAAACCUCCCAUCCACCAACGUCCCCUCAUCGAAGGACUCUCCUGCAAACUCCCCGAGCACUCCAUUGUCAACCAUCGCGACGACAUUGCCCCCAAAGGAAACCCCACUGGCCCCCGCCACGACCGCUAAAGCGACUGGCCUCCCACUUUGUAAUCCAUCAACAGCCUCGUACGAGCUGAAGCAAGGGGAUGGCGGGUUUGCCUUGCAAGUUUACAUCACAGAAGGCCCACCAUCGAAAAAAGCGACGUGGGUCGUUGACGUAACUGCGUCAACCGAUACGGCCGGCUACAUCACUGGUAUUUCUGACCCAUGGAACUGCGAUUGGAGUCGGACCGACAUGACUCUGCACUUGACACCCCUUCCGACGCGUCCAUCAUUUGAAGGGCCAAACCAUGUGGGUGUGAUUGGUACCGCCACGAAUACUGUCGCGUUAGCCUCGAUCACGUUAACCACGAAGGGGGAGGCGCCUUGCAGCAUUCCCCCCGUCGUGGGAACGAACCCAAUCGGUUUUGCCGCGUCCGAGAAAGCGACGGAAGGGCCAAGUGCAGGGGCGAUCUUGGGCAUCGCGGCAGCCUGCGUUGGUCUAGUCGCGGCUGUCAUUAUGGUGAUCCGAGUGCGACACCAAUCACGCGCCAACCCAAACACGCCAGGAUUUGGCGGUAUGCUGACCCCCAUAGACUUUGCCGUGACCACGCCCGUGGCAGUGCUUUGACGGAGUCGAAGCGAUGUCGACUGAUAGUGCCUUUUCGCAUUUCAAAAAAGUACACGCGUUCAAAGUACGGUUUGUAAGUACUAUACGUACAAUUUAUCAACACAAAGUUGAUAUACUACGGUACACUAGUACGAGUACGUCGAAGGACAACGUAUUGAAAGUAGUACCUAGUUAAUACCAGUAUUGUUCAAA
Molecule: messenger RNA, 1746 nt
Organism: Aphanomyces invadans
Lineage: Eukaryota; Oomycota; Saprolegniomycetes; Saprolegniales; Verrucalvaceae
Exons: 2
Coding region: 70-1554 (494 amino acids)
Source: RefSeq, a predicted model, not a curated record